AGGCCAAGAUAAGGCCAAUCAAGACUGAUUAAGACUGACCUUAACAAAAGGGUCAAAUCCUCAUGUGUGUCGUUGUAGUAUGUCAGGAUUUGGAAUGGGCCGGAGCCAGGGGUUUGGCAUGAACUCCUUAUCCAAUAACAUCUUCAACGGGACAGAUGGGAGUGAAAAUGUAACAGGAAUAGACCUCUCAGAAUUCCCAGCACUUGCAGACAGAAGUCGGAGGGAGGGAAACGGCAACCCAACACCGUUGCAUAAUCCGCUGUCUGGAAGGGCACCCUAUGUUGGAAUGGUCACAAAGCCAUCGAACGAACAGUCGCAGGACUUUUCCAUUCACAACGAAGACUUCCCAGCCCUGCCCGGGCCCAACUACAAGGACCCGACAUUGAGCACGGAUGAAAGCAAAUCAAGCUUGAACUCUUCAGGAAAGGGCAGCUCAAGUGCAGAUGGACCCAAGUUUCCUGGCGACAAGACAUCAUCAGCACAGAAUAACAACCAGCAAAAGAAGGGGAUCCAGGUGUUGCCUGAUGGUGAGGCUCUCUAGCAACAUGCACCACUG
This is a messenger RNA of Sinocyclocheilus grahami, 556 nucleotides long. RefSeq names its product CCR4-NOT transcription complex subunit 2-like. The record is from RefSeq and is a predicted model, not a curated record. NCBI's taxonomy places the organism in Eukaryota, Metazoa, Chordata, Actinopteri, Cypriniformes, Cyprinidae. Gene Ontology annotation, cellular component: CCR4-NOT core complex. The coding region runs from base 80 to 541 and encodes 153 amino acids. The transcript is spliced from 4 exons.